AUUAAUAAAAUGGAGGCUCCCAAGGAGGUUAGGAAUGAUCUGUAUCCAAUAUCUGGCGUUCCUGUUCGCUUUCCAUGCAAACCCUAUCCCACUCAACUCCAGAUGAUGUCUAAAAUUAUUCAGGCUCUUAAUAAAAGUGACAAUGCUUUAUUGGAGAGUCCAACAGGUAGUGGGAAGAGUCUUGCAUUACUCUGCUCCACAAUAGCAUGGCAGAAACACAACUAUGAAUCAAAACUCACCUCAUCCAAUAAACCCAAACAACCCUCAUCCACUGAACCCAAUACUAACAAUACAACCACCUCAUGUAACAGUUCUAUACUACCUAAUGCUGGGGAUGAAAAUGGAAGGGGGACACUCUGUCAGUGUACAUGUCAUACUGAUAUUAAGAAGACUCAAGUUCAAUCUACCACUAAUACAUGUCAACCAAUCAAUGAGACUAUUAACUCUUCACUAGUGACUGAUGUUCCUCCUAAUACUAUUAUACCUAAUACUAUACCACCAGUUAUUAAUCCUCCUACUAAUACUGGUUCUAUUGCCACUGGUCCUGAUGUAACUGAAGCUAAUGUAACUGAUACAAUUACUAUUACUGAAGCUAAUGUAACUGAUACAAUUACUAUUACUGAAGCUAAUGUAACUGAUACAAUUACUAUUACUAAAGCUAAUGUAACUGGUUCUAUUGCUACUGGUUCUACUGCUACUGGUCCUGUUGGUGAUACUUCAUGUACUGUUCAGUCCAAUACAGCUACUAAUUACCAAGAUAAUACUACUGCUACUAGUAAUAAUGGUAAAGACACUACUGUUGAUAAUCUGCAAGAUGACAGUGACAACGAUGACAACGAUGACUUUAAACCAAUCAAGAAACGAUUCCGUCCUCUGAUCACAAACAAGAAAGCAAAAACCAAGAGGUUCAAGGUUGUGGCAAAGGGUGUGGUUUAUGAUGAUAUAGACGAGUCCACUUGUGACUCACAACUCACUCCUAAUGAACAUGGUCACCCGACAUGGAGGAUGGUCUCUGUAAAAGAAGAACAAGACAACAAAGAGAAAGAGAUGCAACCUGUUUCUAUUGUACCAGAUCCUCAACCAUCAGCUCCUCCUCUUCCCCUCCCCCUUUCCUCCUCAUGUCAGUCGUGUGGUUGUAUUCCUAAUAAGGAUAUUGAUGGUCUUAUGUUAAUGGAUAUCCCUCAACAACCAGUCAUACACAAGCCUAUGAGGAUAUUUUAUGGGACCAGAACUCACAAACAGAUCACACAGAUAACACAUGAACUAGCAAGGACUGCUUACUCAAACACACCUAUGGUCAUAUUAGCCAGUCGUGAUCAUACCUGUAUACAUCCCCAGGUAUCAACCUCAAGGAACAAGAAGGAGGAAUGCAAGGCACUCAUAGACUACAAAUACGGAGCAUCCUGUGCAUUUUAUCAUAAAGUCCAGCAGAAGUUAGGUAGUCAGUAUAAACUGAGAGAAAACGGGAUCACAACUGCUUGGGACAUUGAAGACCUAGUGACUCUAGGGAGGAAGAUUAAGACUUGUCCCUAUUAUUCAAGUAGAGCACUUUUCGAAGAAGCCGAAAUAAUUUUUUGUCCUUACAAUUAUUUAAUUGAUCCUUUAAUUAGAGAACAGAUGAUGAUUAGACUAGAAGACAGUAUACUGAUAUUUGAUGAGGCUCACAACAUGGAGGAUGCUGCAAGAGAAGCUGCCAGUCUAACUGUUAAUAGUAAUCAACUCAAAGAAGUUGAAGAAGAAAUUGAUAAAAUAAUGGAGUUUUUGUCCCCAGAAAUUCAAAACAGCUAUCGGAUUGUUUAUACUUAUGUUGUUAACAUUUCACAGUGGAUGGCCACUCAGUCGGAGAAAUUAACAAUAAGGAAAUUUGAGGAAAGCUGCAGCGUUUGGAACGGAAACGAUUUCCUGCCAUUUCUGAAAGGAAUCGGUAUCACCAUUGAUACACAUUCAAUGAUAAUGCAUCAUGUUAGGACAAUUAUUGAUGAUACGUUUGAGCAAGAGAGUAAGGAGGAUAAGCGACCCCCACCUCCAAAGUUACCCGUUGGUAUCGUCCACAUUAUUGAUAGUUUAUUCAUAAUUAUGGGAUACCUUUUCAAGCAGUCCAAAAAGUACUUAAAUGAUUACAGGAUUGCUUUGAAGAAGGCAAUGUCUAUUCAACCUCAGAAGAAGCUUGGUGGUUGGAGAGGAAGAUCAAACACUCACGAAAAGGUUUUGCUCAUUUCUCUUCACUUUUGGUGCCUCAACCCAGCAGUGGCAUUUUCUGAGCUUCAAGUGGCUCAUUCUAUUAUCCUUACCAGUGGUACACUCUCACCAAUGAGCUCCUUUUCCUCUGAGCUAGGGGUCAUAUUUCCAAUACAGUUAGAAGCUAAUCAUGUUGUAGCACAGUCUCAGACAUGGGUGUCUACUUUAUCUCAUGGCCCUAGUUCUCAACCUCUUAAUGCAAGCUAUCAGUUUGCUGAUACUUUUGAGUUUCAGGAUGAGAUUGGUAAUGCUAUUCUUGAAGUUUGUAAAGUUGUCCCUUUUGGUGUCUUAUGCUUUGUGUCUUCUUAUAAAUUAUUGGAGAAAUUAACCAGCAGAUGGCAGGAUACUGGUACAUGGUUCCAGAUUCUCAAGAAGAAGCAUAUUGUCUGUGAGCCAAGAGCUGCUGAUAAAGCAGACUUUGAGAUAGUCAUGUCACAGUUUUACACUCGCGUACAAACAGCAGUUGAAAGAGCCAGAUCAGGAGAAGAUACUAAUGUUGACGAUGAAGAUUCAGAGUCUGUGCAAGAUGGGGCCCUCUUCUUUGCUGUCUGCAGAGGAAAAGUCAGUGAGGGAUUGGAUUUUGCUGAUAACAAUGCCAGAGCUGUCAUUACUAUUGGCAUCCCUUUUCCAAACGUUAAAGAUGAACAAGUUGGCUUGAAGAGAGAGUACAAUAAUUCCCAUUCCUAUCACAGAGGAUUGCUAUCAGGCAGUGAGUGGUAUGAGAUACAAGCAUAUAGAGCUCUCAAUCAAGCACUGGGACGCUGCAUUAGACACAAGAAGGAUUGGGGUGCUCUUAUUCUAAUUGAUGAGCGGUUCAGUAAAAGUGCUAGGUAUGUGAAAGGUUUAUCAAAAUGGGUCCGCCAGCGUGUCGGUCAUCACUCUGUCUUUACUGAUGCCAUGAGCUCACUCAAUGAGUUUGUGUCAAUGCACUUGCAGAAAGAUGAAGAGGAAGUUUUAAGUCAAAUUGAACUUAAGAAGCAGGAUUCUUCUUCCCUUCUCAAUGACACUACUCUUCCUUAUAACUCAUCCUUGCUAUCCAGUGCUACUACACCUGUCAAGCUACAGCCAAAUCUCUCUUCAGACUCCAUAUCCUCUCUUGAUCAAUCUUCAACUCCCUUUCUUCCGCAUCUCUCCUCCUCACCUUCUGUGCUAUCUAAUUCACCAUUAAAUGCUCAGUCUCCAUCUGUUAGUACUAAAUUAUUCUCACCUUCAUCUCAUGCUAUGCAAUCUCCUACUACUCCUUCUCCGCUUUCUAAUUCUCGAUCUAUUAAUAUACCUCUACAUUCUGUAAUGCCCCAACAUCAUCAUCUAGUAGCUAAUUUUAAAACUGCUUCUCCAGUAGCUAAUCCUUUAAUAACUGCUCCUGUAAAAGCUAAUCCUUUAAUAACUGCUUCUCCAGUAGCUAAUCCUUUAAUAACUGCUUCUACAGUAGCUAAUCCUCCAGUAACUAAUUCUUCAAUACCUCCAGUAGCUUCUCUUCCUCAAGUAGCUACUCCUCAAAUUCAAUCUACUCAAGUUCAAUCUACUCCUCAAAUUCCAUUUAUUCAAUCUCCACUGCCUAACUUAACUCUUCCUCAGUUACCAUUAUCUAAUGCUAUGCACCCAUCACCACACACUAUACCUCUUACUCCACAGUUACUGAAAGCUCUUGUGUCUCAGGUUGGCUCCAGGUUGAUUACUACUGCCCCUCAGCUCCAGCCUAUUUUAAGAGCUCAACUCUUAGCAUUACAACAACAGGCUCUACAGCAACGACCUCCCAAUCUCCAAUCACUUAGAACAAUCAGACCUGCAGUAAGUGCAGUUACUAAUCCUACCAUCACAAUCACUUCAGCUAGCAAGCCUCAUGCAACCUCCAAUGCACAAAUCACUUUGGUUCAUAAUUCAGGAACUCUUACACUUACUUCUAAUCCUCAUAUUACUUCAGUUAGCUCUUCUAUUGUUAGUCCACCAGUUACUCCACAGCAAACUCUUACUAAUAAUACUAUGCCUAGUAGCAAUACCAGUACAGUAUCAUCAACCAUCAGUCCUAAUGUAGGGAGUGUAUUACCUCCUUCCACUAGUAUUCCUCCUACUAAUACCUCUCCUGUACUAUUUGGUCAGAGUGCUAGUGUUCCUAGUGCAAUGAACACAUCAGAUGAUGUCAUAGUUAUUAAUGAUUCAUUUGAUGAGUUAGACAAGGAGAACAAGCUCACAGAUUCACUUAAGGAAGGCAAUGGAUCACCUGCUGAUAAUAGCUCGCAUAGAUCCAUCAAUGAAAGUGAUGGAAUGAACUCUGAAUCACCAGUAGAGCCAGCGGCAACUGCUGUUGACAAAGAACAGUCUCCAACUAAUGGUGAAGAGUCAAUGCUAACAGAUAAACCUGAAAGUUCAGGCUUACCAAGUAUUGUUAAAGAUGAACCAGUAUCAAGUGACAGUAGUAGUUGUGCUAAACAGGAGUCAAACACGUCAGCAGGUGAUUCCAGAAUGAGGAGGAGUAAACGUCCUGCUUCAAGGACUGGAAAGAGACCACUGGCAAAGAGAAGUAAAAAGAAUAAGUCAUCAAAUAAGCAAUACUCCUCACUGAAAUGCCAAUGUGGUGAUGUACUGAUGUAUAUAGAGGGUCCAGUAGCCCAUUCUCAAAAGACAUUGCAAGAGCUAUUGUCUGUCAGUGAGAGCAUGUACAAGACGAGCAGUUUAUCUUCAUUGUUUCUACCAACUGAUCCUGUCUAUUUAGUACCAUCAGAUAACCUCACACCAUCUAUUGAAAUAUAUUCUUCUUCUCCAUUGAAUGCUGUCUGGGAAAUGGCAACAUGCUACUCAAUAUUACAGUGUAAGUGCGGCCAGACUGUUGGCAUUCAGAUCAAUGCUUCUGAUGAAGAGAAUCUCAUUGGACAAGCUGUGUUCAAUAGUAAAGUUGUAUCUGCUACUGUUUCCACUGUGAUUCCAUGUUGUUAACUUUCUCAUUUAAUUAUCAUUUUUGGAAUGUGAAAAAAAUUUAUCAUUAUCAACUUCAUUAUAUC
Messenger RNA from Amphimedon queenslandica, 5237 nucleotides. Its product is annotated as Fanconi anemia group J protein homolog. The record is from RefSeq and is a predicted model, not a curated record. Gene Ontology annotation, biological process: nucleotide-excision repair; double-strand break repair involved in meiotic recombination. The coding region runs from base 10 to 5172 and encodes 1720 amino acids. Gene Ontology annotation, cellular component: nucleus. Gene Ontology annotation, molecular function: ATP binding; hydrolase activity, acting on acid anhydrides, in phosphorus-containing anhydrides; DNA binding. NCBI's taxonomy places the organism in Eukaryota, Metazoa, Porifera, Demospongiae, Haplosclerida, Niphatidae. The transcript has 33 exons.